AUGGGCUUCUUCUUUCACCGCUCCCCGGCGGCUCUGAAGAAGGGCAAGGUGGUGCUCUUUGGCUGCAGCAACGCGGUAGGCCAGCCGCUUUCGCUCCUACUCAAGGUGAACCCGCACGUAGAGGAGCUUGUGUGCUGCAGCACCCCCGCUGACGGCGACAUGCCCGGCUCCGGCAUCGCCGCAGACAUCUCUCACAUUGACACACUGCCGAAAGUGCAUUACGCCACCGACGAGGGGCAGUGGCCGGCGCUGCUGCGCGAUGCACAACUUAUCCUUCUGUGUUUCGGCAGCAGCUUCGACCCGCUCCGCCAAGACAGAGACAUAGCCCUCAAAGCAGCCGCUCCGACGAUGCGUCGCGUCAUGGCCGCCGUCGCGUCCUCUGACACGAAGGGAAACGUGGCUGUCGUGUCGAGUCCUGUGAAUGCCCUCACCCCGCUCUGUGCAGAGCUUCUGAAGGCGUCGGGAAAGUUUGACCCCCGCAAGCUGUUCGGCGUCACCACGCUCGAUGUGAUACGGACUCGGAAGCUGGUGGCAGGAACGCUGCACAUGAACCCAUACGACGUGAACGUGCCCGUUGUGGGAGGGCGUGGCGGCGUGACGGCGUGUCCGCUGAUUGCCCAGACUGGCCUUCGUAUCCCUCUUGAGGACAUUCUUCGCAUAUCCGGCGAGGUGCAGAGCUACGGGGUACCUUUUGAAGUCGCAGCGGGUGCGGACUCGCACGACGCACUGAGCACGGAGGUCGCACCGCCGGUGGCUCUCGGGCUUGCUUACGCCGCCUGCGACUUCUCCACGUCACUGCUCAAGGCGCUUCGCGGCGAUGUCGGAAUCGUCGAGUGUGCUCUAGUGGAGUCCACGAUAAGGUCCGAGACGCCGUUCUUCAGCUCACGAGUGGAGCUGGGUCGUGAGGGCGUGCAACGCAUUUUUCCUAUGGGCGCACUGACGUCCUAUGAGCACGAGCUCAUCGAGAGAGCAGUGCCGGAAUUGACGAGGGAUGUGCAGGCAGGGAUCGAGGCUGCCACGAAGUUUUGA
Messenger RNA from Leishmania mexicana MHOM/GT/2001/U1103, 1029 nucleotides. RefSeq names its product putative malate dehydrogenase. The transcript has a single exon. NCBI's taxonomy places the organism in Eukaryota, Euglenozoa, Kinetoplastea, Trypanosomatida, Trypanosomatidae. Gene Ontology annotation, molecular function: L-malate dehydrogenase (NAD+) activity. The coding region runs from base 1 to 1029 and encodes 342 amino acids. The record is from RefSeq and is a predicted model, not a curated record. Gene Ontology annotation, biological process: malate metabolic process. Gene Ontology annotation, cellular component: cytoplasm.